AUGGUGUUCGACAACCUCGGGGGCAGGAUCGCCUCACACCUGGCCAGGCACUGGAGCCGCUACCUCAUGUACGGGGCGACCACGGCCGUCGGCGUGGCUGCGGCGGCGCUCCUCCACCGGGUGCCUCCGACGAGAGGCCGGAAGGUGGUUGGCCACCUCGGCUUCAUCGCCGUUGCCGUCGCAAUCUGCAUGCUCGCGCCACACGACUACCAAGACGUCAUCUUCAGCCCGACUGGCGCAGCCGUCGCCGGCGUCUUCUUCCCUGUUCUCGAGUCAAUGCGCGCAGUCUGCUCGGUCACAGAAGAGGAUGACCGGAGAUGGCUGCAGUACUGGCUGGCUCAGGCGAGCUUCAUGGUGGCCACGAGCAACCUCGAGUGGCUCGUGCUGAACCUCUUCAAAUCGGAGGCGGUGCGCGACGUCUGGUUCCACAUGCAGGUCCUCUUUCUCCUGUGGCUGCAGCUGCCGUGGACCGACGGCUCGACGUUGCUCUACGACACCAUCACGAAGCCGUUCAUCCUGCCCCGCAUCAAGGGGAUCGCCGGACGGGUCUCAGACAGCUCGCUGAUCAACACCGCGUGGGCGUGGGUCAUCAACGGCUCGCACCUCUACGGGCUGUACUUUGUCUUUGUCCUCAUGCCCGGAGUGGUCGAGAAGUUCAUCGUCGACAUGGUGGGCACGGCAUACCCGCUGCUUGCCAGCACGGUGGCGGUCACGACCGAGGACGACCCCGAGGACGACACGCAGUGGCUCGUGUACUGGUGCGUCUUCUCUCUCUUUCACGUCUUCGCCUCCAUCGUUGACGACGCACUCGACUGGAUCCCCGGCUUCCAUUCGGUGACGCUGAUCGUCUGGCUGAUGCUGCCCUUCACCAAGGGCGCGGACCGCGUCUUUCGGCAGAUCCUGGUGCCUCUCUUCAACAUGCGCGCCGACCUGAUCAAGAAGGACGCCGCGCUCCUCGUGAAAGACCUCUCGACGAAGCUCCCCGAGGCAAAGCGCGCAUCCGUCUCGAGCGAGAUCGCCGCGAUGUUUGGCGCCGCGCAACCUCAAUCUGCGAGAAGCAAAAGCCCCGCAACGACAAAGCCGGGCAAGUCCGAGUGA
This is a messenger RNA of Emiliania huxleyi CCMP1516, 1098 nucleotides long. RefSeq lists its product as hypothetical. The record is from RefSeq and is a predicted model, not a curated record. NCBI's taxonomy places the organism in Eukaryota, Haptophyta, Isochrysidales, Noelaerhabdaceae. The coding region runs from base 1 to 1098 and encodes 365 amino acids. The transcript has 3 exons.